This is a messenger RNA of Drosophila hydei, 979 nucleotides long. RefSeq lists its product as uncharacterized. NCBI's taxonomy places the organism in Eukaryota, Metazoa, Arthropoda, Insecta, Diptera, Drosophilidae. The record is from RefSeq and is a predicted model, not a curated record. Bases 149 to 901 code for a protein of 250 amino acids. The transcript has a single exon.
UCUCAAUUAAGUCAUGUUAAAUACUUCAAAACAAAUACAAUUUAUUAGUUCUAUACAAUACUAAGUGAAAUUCGUUAAAAAAAUCAAAAUCUUUUAAAAGUUGCGAAUUCUUAAUUGGCAGUUGUUUCUUUGAAGACAGAAGUAGCUUAUGGCGAGGGUAGCUUAUACCUGGCGUCAGCCACCAUAUCCGGGCGAUCAAAGCGAUGUCCAAUGGGUAGAUCCGAGCAUGAUCAUUUUGUGUCAAAAUGGAAACACCGAUGUAGCAAUUGGUCCGCUUUUGCAAACGCUAUAUGAGCCUAUUGGCAGGGGGUUGAUUGGGGCUGUAUUUGUACACGAGACGAUGCGAGAGCAGCUGAUCGAGAAGGUGCGCAAUAGGAUGACUGUGAUGCAUCGUCAGGUCAAGGCCCACACUCUCUAUGCCAAGGCGCUGCGUCGUGCUGAGUGCCUGGGGGCCGAGCUGAUUACCAUACUGAAGCCAGAUGACAUUGGGUUUAAAUACAGCAUGGUCGAGGGCUCACCGAUUAUCGUAUGCGAUUUCAACCAAAGCUACUUUAGCGCCAAUCAUCCCAGCACUGUGGUAACCCUGCACACAUUCCGCCACACCCAGGAACUGGGCGAAUUGGCUGCCAAGGAAAAUCUGCCGUUUGCCAGCGCUGCAAUCUGGUGCCCCAAAAUGGCAACUGCCUACGAGAUGGCUCUCAUACUUCCCGUGCCAACUGUGUACAUCAACUGCGCAGGUGUUAGCCUGUUGCCCAUUGCCGAGAAGCAUAAGAAUCUGGAGCCCUUUUCACUGCUUGUUGGCGAUCAUCACUACGAGAUGUUGAUUCAACAAAAAUUAGGCAAGAUCAUAGUCUUUCCGGCCCCAAUUCAAUUGUUCACUAAGUCCGCAACUAAGGCGUAGCGGUUCAAUCAAUCAAUUAUCUUAGUGAUUUGUUCUCUAUGAUAUAUGUAUCCUUCAUUUCCUUAAUUAUAUGAUUAA